This is a messenger RNA of Acanthocheilonema viteae, 726 nucleotides long. The record is from the annotation of a GenBank genome assembly. Lineage: Eukaryota; Metazoa; Nematoda; Chromadorea; Rhabditida; Onchocercidae.
AUGACGACGCAAGAGACCAGUGAGAUAAUUUUAAAAUUUGCGACACUAGCAGAUCAAAAUACUAUAAUUUGCCGUAUAUCUCCCUGCUUUUUUAACCUUAAUCGUAACCAGGAAACACCAACCGCUGUUACUACGAAAGUGCCAUCAGUAACUACGAUUGCAAGAACACUGAUCAAAGAGCCCACAGCCGAAGAGUCUAUGGUCCAUGAACCCAUAGCUGAAGAGCCUAUAGUCGAAGAGCCUACAACCGAAGAACCUGCAACCGAAGAACUUACAGUCCAACAGUUCAUAGCCGAAGAGUCAAUAGCCCAAGAAUCCACAGAAGAGCCCACAGCCGAAGAGUCUAUGGUUCAUGAACCCAUAGCUGAAGAGCCUAUAGUCGAAGAGCCUACAACCGAAGAACCUACAACCGAAGAGCUUAUAGCCAAACAGUUCACAACCGAAGAAUCUGCGAUCCAAGAACUCUUAGCUGAAGAGCCUACAGCCGAAGAGUCCACAACCGAAGAGCCUAUAGCCGAACAGUCCACAGCCGAAGAGCCUACCAAAAUCCUAACUAAAUUUCCCUCAAUUCGACGUUUCAAACAAUCAAAAACGUCGAAAAAAGCGACGAUAGAUUUCCGCAUGAAAAUAAAUGAAGUACUCUAUGAUUUUGGAAUUCAAUCUAAAUUAAAGUUAUCGAACAUUCUGAAAGUUAUUCCUCUAAUCAUUAUUUCUCUUCUCUUUUGA